AUGGAACAACCACUCCGUCACGGACUAAACGCCGAGCAGAGCCCCGCGAGGCGGUUGCUCUUCCUGAUCUGCCCUGGCGGGUAUAGUUUUGUCCAGCAAUACCCAACCGUGCUCGCCCGGCUGGCCAGCUGGGCGCGACUGGUCUGCGUGACCAGCGAGGCCGACUUCGUGCACAAAUGGAACGUCUGGAUCAGCGACCCCACCUACCGCGUGGCGGGCUUUGUCCUGGUGGACGGGGCGAUUUUCGAGUCCCGUAAUCGGCACCUGAUGCGAAGGCUCGUCGAGCUCCCGCGGCGCAUCGUCCCCUAUCAGCGCCCGCUCACGUUCUCGACGCCCGUCAACUCUCGCUGGUACGACCAGGCACCCAACCCUGAGUUCCGCUACGUGGUGGCCCUGAACGCCGCCCUCUGGGCCGGCAGCCAUCCCACCCAGUUCAACCAAUGGCUGUAUGAGACCUGGCAGAUCAAAUGGCAGGUCAUGCCGGGCGUCAGCGCGGCGGCGCCGGAGUUCUAUCUGGGCAGAGUCGCGCGCGAGACCGCGGACCUGAUUAUCGAGGCGUGGUUCCAGGGCGCCUUCCUGUCGCGGGCCGUGUUCGUCACUGGGCCCCCCGUGGACCCCUACCGCGUCUGUGACCACGACUCGGUCCUGCACACGUGCGAGGAUGUCCUCCUGCGGACUCCCGAGGAAGCCGACGCGGAGUAUCAGGCGCGCAUGGCGGCGCCGCGGACAACGGUCGCCCCGCUCGAGCGGGACAGCGGGGUCUUGCACCCGGAUGUGGAGCCCAUCUACACCCAGAGGACCGAUGAAAACCCGGUGACCUUUCCCAUGCGCCCGCUGCAACAACCCCAACGUCGUCGUUGGCGAGGAGCCCGCAUUCUGCGGGAGCACCAUGCGGCGACGCUGAACGUCAACGUUGCCGAAGGGGGGGCCCCGAAUAGGAUCUUUGCAUUCAUCGGCCUCAUCGACGACAUUCCUGAGGUUGGAGGCCUGAUCCUCGAUGUCUGCAACAUCCAUGAUGGGGAGAUCCAAUGGACCGCGCCCGAGCUUUCGAUGCCUGAAGGCGAAGACGAGCCAUACGAUGCGGCGGAUGAGAGACCGCGGAGGAUACACCAUCACCCGGUGCCCGGCACCCCCCGCCUCAACCAGACAACCCACAUUAGUAGCACCAAGACCAACAACGCCCUCAUCAAAUCUACUCCCUCCCCUCCCCAUUCCCCCAGCUACCCCCUCCUCUACUCUGCCCCUGCUGCCCCUGCUGCCCCUGUCCAUCCCCUCCAACCAACCGCUUCGGUUUCUGAUUCCCAACCGCUAGACAGUGACGAGUCAGUACACCGCUUUCCCGUGACCAUCACCCAAAACAAAGAGGGGAGGGCGACAUACUCCGCUCAUAGAGAAUAUAAGACGUAUACAUCAGAAUCGGCAGCGCCACGAUCGUCGAGAGCCAUCUGCUUGUGCCACACCCCCGGGCGGAGGGGGGUUUGGUCCAUUAGUCAUCUGUCCUGCUAUCCUGGUGCUGUAUACUGGUCCUGGGUUGAUGAUAAUAAGGUAGCGUCCACCCUCUCUCCCGUGUGCAGGGGCGGGUAUGGGUAUUGGAAGUGCUAG
This is a messenger RNA of Aspergillus aculeatinus CBS 121060, 1602 nucleotides long. RefSeq lists its product as uncharacterized. Lineage: Eukaryota; Fungi; Ascomycota; Eurotiomycetes; Eurotiales; Aspergillaceae. The record is from RefSeq and is a predicted model, not a curated record. The coding region runs from base 1 to 1602 and encodes 533 amino acids. The transcript has 2 exons.